Triticum urartu is the source of this 1353-nucleotide messenger RNA. The record is from RefSeq and is a predicted model, not a curated record. Lineage: Eukaryota; Viridiplantae; Streptophyta; Magnoliopsida; Poales; Poaceae.
AUGUCUCACAAGCCAGCGUCAGCCCUGAAGACCAUCCCCCUCAUCUGGCCCUUUGCUGUUUGGGGACUGGAUAUGGUUGGACCACUGAGUACUGGCACGAGUGGCUUCACUCAUGUGCUCGUUGCAGUCGACAAGUUUACCAAAUGGAUCGAAGCUAAACCUAUCAAGAACCUUGAUGCUAGCACCGCUGUCAGUUUUAUCAGAGAAUUGACAUUCAAAUAUGGAGUCCCACACAGCAUCAUCACGGACAACGGAUCGAACUUCGAUUCCGACGAGUUCAGAGCUUUCUGCGCCUCUCAGGGCACUCGAGUCGACUAUGCUUCUGUCGCUCACCCGCAGUCGAACGGACAAGCAGAAAGAGCCAAUGGCCUAAUUCUCAAAGGACUGAAACCCCGACUGAUGCGUGAUCUCAAACACGCAGCAGGCGCUUGGGUUGACGAACUUCCAUCAGUUCUGUGGGGUUUGAGGACAACUCCUAAUCGGUCAACCAGACGAACUCCUUUCUUCUUAGUCUAUGGAGCCGAAGCUGUUUUGCCAAGUGAUCUGCUCCACAAUGCACCCCGAGUUGACCUCUUCUCUGAAGAGGAGGCAGAGCAGGCCCGGCAAGAUUCAGUCGAUCUCUUAGAGGAGGAAAGAGAGAUGGCCUUGAUCCUCUCGACCAUUUAUCAGCAAGACCUACAUCGAUUCCACGCCAGAAAUGUGAGGGGUCGAGCCUUUCAAGAGGGAGACCUGGUCCUUCAAGUGGAUCAACAGAAACCACACAAGCUUGGGAUGGGCAUUCCGAUGUCCCGACUCAGUGAGAGCAACAUGCAGUUCCACAGAGUCCUCCCAGGAAAGAAAGCGAAAUCACUCGGGCAGAUUGCUUUGGAUGUGGUUUCGAUCAGUCAGAAUGUGGAGGCGUAUAUGGAUGACAAUGUGGUUAAGUCACGCAAAGGUUCCAACCUGUUGACUGACCUCGCUGAAACCUUUGCUAAUCUAAGAAGGACUGGUAGAAGUGGCUUCACCCAUCUGCUCGUGGCAAUCGACAAGUUUACAAAGUGGAUCGAGGCCAAGCCCAUCAAGAAGUUAUAUUCACGUACGACCAUCAAGUUUGUGAAGGAAUUGAUCUUCCGGUAUGGAGUUCCACAAAGCACCAUCGCAGACAAUGGUUCAAACUUUGAUUCGAAAGAAUUCAGAGAGGGGAGGACUCGCACGCUCAACGAAGGUUCCCAGGUUAGUGCCGUCGGCUAUGCGAGUAGCUGCCUCGAUGAAAGUGUCCAUGAAGGAUUGAAAGUGGAGCUGCAUCAUAUUAGCCACCCGGAGAGCUUUCAGCUUGUCUUCUUUGGCAUCUUUGCAAUGGACUCGGAUGAGUGA